Molecule: messenger RNA, 3682 nt
Organism: Etheostoma cragini (Arkansas darter)
Lineage: Eukaryota; Metazoa; Chordata; Actinopteri; Perciformes; Percidae
Gene: dyrk3
Product: dual specificity tyrosine phosphorylation regulated kinase 3
Exons: 7
Coding region: 1304-3115 (603 amino acids)
Biological process (GO): positive regulation of cell cycle G2/M phase transition; cytoplasmic stress granule disassembly; peptidyl-threonine phosphorylation
Cellular component (GO): nucleus
Molecular function (GO): protein serine/threonine/tyrosine kinase activity; protein serine/threonine kinase activity; ATP binding
Source: RefSeq, a predicted model, not a curated record
GGGUGGAGAGAGAAGGGGGAGGGUGCUUGCAGGCUGAUAACACACUCAACCACAGAUGGUUGAGCAAGGCUGCAAGGGAGUGAGGGAGCAAGAGACAGACAGAAAGAGAGAGAUUAUGAAGAGGUAGGGAAAGCAGAGAGUAAGAAAGCUAAAGAGGCUGAGAGGGAGGCAUCCAUCUCUCUGGUAGCAUUGCCAAAGCAACAGCGAGAAGAGCAGAGAGGAGGUACCACAGGGUCCGUGAACGUCUUGUUGCUGAAGCCAAGAGAUCUUCUGCUGCUGUUUACUCUGGACUCCAGGGACGGAUCGAUGCUCGCGCAAAGAAUUGGCGGAUUUGAAUUGAACUGUUCUUUGUUUUUUCGCAGUGGGUCCUUGCAGAGGCACAGACACAGAAAAGCAGGAUGUGGUAUCUCAUGCAUGUCUUUAUGAGCGUUGGUUUGUGGGUAUAACAGGGGCUCUUAGGUGAGCAGGGUUAACUUGAAACCAACCUGUAAAGUGACUCCAUGACACCAGCACGUGCCUAUAUAUUGGUGUGUGUGUGUAUGUGCUUGAUGGUUACAUACCAUGUAUGUUGAGCUGCAAAUGGCCAGGUGCAUAUACUGUAUGGUGUGUUUGUGACACCGGCAGAACACACACACACACACACACACACACACACUUGCGUCGAAUACGAUUCUCCUACCGCAGAGAAGACGGAUUAAACAGUGCCGCCUUUAUUGCAUCGAGUACAGGUGAAGAUUUUCUGCGAAGGCGAUGCUCCGGUUAUAUCUGCAGUUAACAUGGGGCUACCCCUAGCGCGCUAGCCUAUUUUGGCUAGCCAUCCCUGAAGACGAGCGAAGCGGCCCCAAGCUGUCCCAAAGGAGGACAAUAUCGUGGGGGUUCACCGAGUGGUAGCAUUGCAGCUUGCUAACUACAAAGUCAGCUAACCGGGAAUAAGCACGGGAAUGGUGCUCUGCAUCGACUCACUGUACCGACAGAGAAAGGCGAGGGGCACACGGGUCAGACCACCAAGCUGUAACAUUUGGACUCAAACUAUUUUUAACGGAGGUAGCGGCUGUCGGGCGGGCGAGUGUUUGUGUGGCUGUGCGAGCUAGCAGGCUAGCAAGCAAGGGAAACGACCCCCACCGCCUGCUCAGGUUUUUUCUUCUUCUUUUUUCUCGUUACUGAUCCACGGCAAAGUCAUUAACAUCAAUGCUGUUAGUUAAGUUUGCUACGUGACUCUAGUUUGAAUCUUUGUUUUCCACUUUUUUUAUUCGGAAUUUGUUUUCGUCACUUCGGAUGCUGGCAUCACACAUUAAAUGCAAUCAUGAUGAUAAUAAGCAGAAAACCAGAGGGCCCAAUAGCAACAGCACGCCAUGGUGAUGGUCUUUAUGACUCGUACAUGAGGACAGACCACAUCCUUAAAGACGAAGCGGAUACAAACAGUCCGUCUGGGCUGCCCCCUAUGCCCAAACACACAGUUGUCAGUAACAAGGCUGCAAUGAGGGAUCAGGUAACUGUGCGAGCUGGCCAUCUGAAGGUCAAGUACCUGUAUGAAGACUCCACCAACAACCGAAAGAUAAACGCCAUAACCACGGCAACCACUCAGAACAGUGGGACCACAGGUCCGACGCCCAGUAAACCUGCCCCGGUCUCCAGCCUCUCCAAGGAGCACAGUGUGGACAGCACCGAAUCCAGUAAGGGCUCCAGUGAAUCCUCUGGCCCUCAUGGAGUUGGGAAUGGAGGGAACAGUGGGAAGCUGUGUGGCCCUCUCACUCCUGACCAAGCUCUGAGACUGUACCGAUCCCAACUGACCAGCCUAGAGCAGACGGAGAUCCACUCCUACCCAGACAUCUACUUCGUGGGACCCAGUGCCAAGAAGAGGCCUGCCGUUGCUGGGGGCAACAAUAACUGUGGCUACGAUGAUGAGCAGGGUGGAUACAUUCACGUCGCCCAUGAUCACCUGGCUUACCGCUACGAGUUCCUCAAGAUCAUCGGUAAAGGUAGCUUUGGCCAGGUGGCUAAGGUGUACGACCACAAACUGCAGCAGCACCUGGCUUUGAAAAUGGUGCGCAACGAGAAGCGUUUUCACCGGCAGGCACAGGAGGAGAUCCGCAUCCUGGAGCACCUGCGCAAGCAGGAUCGUAAUGGCACAAUGAAUGUUGUGCACAUGCUUGAAAACUUCACCUUCCGCAACCACAUCUGCAUGACCUUUGAGCUGCUGAGCAUGAACUUGUAUGAGCUUAUCAAGCGGAACAAGUUCCAGGGCUUCAGUCUGCCGCUGGUCAGGAAGUUUGCACACUCCAUUUUGCAGUGCAUGGAGGCCCUGAGCAGGCACAGAAUCAUCCACUGUGACCUCAAGCCAGAGAACAUCCUGCUCAAACAACAGGGGCGCAGCGGCAUUAAGGUGAUUGACUUUGGCUCCAGCUGUUUUGAACACCAGCGGGUGUACACCUACAUCCAGUCUCGUUUCUAUCGAGCUCCAGAAGUGAUCCUUGGUUCACGUUACGGCCUUCCUAUCGAUAUGUGGAGCUUUGGCUGCAUACUGGCUGAGCUGCUGACCGGCUACCCCCUGUUCCCCGGUGAGGACGAGGGUGACCAGCUGGCCUGUGUCAUGGAGCUGCUGGGCAUGCCUCCGCAGAAGGUCCUGGAGCAGGCCAAAAGGGCAAAGAACUUCAUCAACUCUAAGGGCCACCCUCGCUACUGCGGAGUCAACACCCUUCCCACUGGUGCCACUGUGCUGACAGGUUCUCGCUCCCGCCGCGGCAAGAUGAGAGGUCCCCCAGGUAGCAAGGAGUGGAGUGCUGCGCUCAAGGGCUGCGAGGACCCCACCUUUACUGACUUCAUAAAGAAGUGUUUGGACUGGGACCCCUCGUCUCGUCUCACCCCUAGCCAGGCCCUCAGACACCCUUGGCUGUAUCGGCGCCUACCUAAGCCCCUACCAGGGACUGAGAAGAGCCAGGGGGCCACGGUGAAACGGCUCUCCGAGCAUCACAGCACCUCCUUCCCUUCUAUUCUGGCAAAAGGGGGGCCUGGCUUAGGCACCACAGCUGCCAACAACAAACUGAGGAGCAACAUGAUUGGAGAUUCAGGAGAGGGCAUACCUCUUCGCACGGUCCUACCUAAACUUGUCUCUUAGAGAGAGAGUGCUGUAUCUCCUCUCUUCUACUUCUUCUUCCUCUGCACUCCUCAGGAGGAGUCAGAGAAUAGGAGAAAGUAGAGACUAGGUUUUUAAACUUGUUUGGUUGUUCUUUUAUUUGUUUUCCUGCGGAGAGGUGUCGACACCCCAGUUCCUGGUUUUUAAUAUUAGCUAACAGAGUGGGAGAGAGAGACAAUAAAAGAAACUCUAAAAAAAGGUUUUUAUACAGAGGAUUUCCUUGAGCGGCUGUGGAGUUUGUGUACACAGCCAUUGAUGAGGUUUGAUUUAGAAAAUGCUUAAUAAAAAUGUCCUCGUGUGACAGGAGAGCUUCGUAAAUGUUUUGAACCUCAAGUGAGUGGUGUGAUUGAGCAAAACAGAUUCAAGCACACCUGCACUGUCACUUGCCUCACUUCACACUCUUUCCUAACACUCAAAGGGUGCCACCCUUUCUUGGGAAGUAUUUAUAUGAGUGAAACUUGAAAAGGGCUACAGAGAUUACUCUUACCACAUUAGGGUUAGCAGCAAGCAAAGAUUUGUUCACGUAACAUCAUUUUAAUAGAAAAAAAA